AUGGUUGCUGAACUUGGACAAUAUGUUCAUGCAAUUGGGACGGAUUCCAACAAUUCAAUGGAACCCAGAAGUAUUGAAGCGAUUUACAUUGAACCUACGAAGGGACAAUGUACUGGGCACCCAGUGCUCAACCUCAAUACUAAGAAGAUAAUUUCCCGACCCAAGGUCGUUGUACUACCCGUUACCGAUCAAGUAAUCCAGCGUGUUGAAGCUUGGGCUGCUGCCAAAGGUGUUACUUCCAUGAAGUUCUUUGAUAAGAAGAGAGAUUUGGAGACAUUUCAAGAUGGCGAUCAAAUUGCAGGAGUGGAUGACACGGAACAAGAGCUCUUGGCAGAUGCAGGCAAUGAUGUCGAUGAUAUGCCAGAACUCACUGUCAGAUUCCAAGGAGAUGAUGACUAUGAAUCAGACGACAAUUCGGGUGAUGAAGGCGACGAAGAGGAAGAACCUACUGUGGCCGAUUUGGAUCACCAUCAAGAAAAUGUCGAUAGAGGAACGGAUGAUAUUGGGAGCCUCGUUACUGAUCUGGAGGAUCUACAAGAGCCGCCAGGAGAAGAGAUUGUAUUUGAGCCUGAAGAGCCUCAAGUAGCAAAAGUCACUAGAUCUGGGCAAACGUAUGCGCAAGCUGCAAUGUCUGGGCUGAACCUUUCCCAAGUUCCAAAGAGACCAAGAGAAUGGCCUUUGAGCAGGAGUGGCAGUUCUGCCAAUAAGAACAAGAAUCGAGUUGCGACAAGACGCAAGCAUCAAGAAAGAGAAUUGAAACCGUUGAAGAACAAGUUAAAAUCUGGUAUUUGUACCAAAGAAGGAAGUCACAUUACUGAAGACAGUAAAGCUAUCAUUGAAGCAAAGCACAAUAUAUGUUUCCAACAGAUUGGGAAUGAGAUGAAAGCUGAUUAUGAAGAGCACGACGCUAUUCUAAUCGCUCGUUGCAUGAUGCAGAUCAAGGCCAAGUUCGAUACUGAUGAAGGUCUGAACUUCAUCCAACAGUAUUACAUCAAUCAAGGACUUAAAAAGCUUGGUGAUGAUGGAAAGGAUGCUGUGGAUAAGGAAUUGAGACAAAUGCUCCUGAGAGAUUGUUUUACUCCCAAAUUUGUUAAAGACAUGACCGCGUCUGAGCGAAAGAAGGCCCAAUCAGCAAUAAUGUUACUCGCGGAAAAGCAAUUUGAAAAGAAAAUUAAAGGUCGCCUAGUAUACCGAGGCGAUGGAACUCGUGAAUGGUUAUCGCGAGAGGACACUGCAAGUCCAACUGCUUUGCAAGAAGCAAUCACCACUACUUGUGUUAUUGAUGCACAUGAAGGUAGAGAUGUAAUGACGCUGGACGUACCUAAUGCUUUCAUUCAAACUUAUAUGCCUGAUGCUAAAGAAGGAGAAGAUCGUGUCUACAUGAAAAUCACUGGCAUGAUGGUCCAGAUAUUGAUUGACAUGGCCCCAGAGUAUCGCGAAUACGUUGUAUUAGAGAACAGAAAGCGAGUAAUCUAUGUGCGGGUACUACGUGCUAUUUAUGGGAUGUUACAAUUGAGCCUCCUAUUCUAUAAUCAGUUUCAAAAUGAUUUGGAGGCAAAGGGAUUUGUUUUCAAUCUGUAUGACCCGUGUGUUGCUAACAAAGUUGUUGAUGACAAACAGCAAACUAUCAGAUUUCAUGUUGACAAUCUUAUGUCAAGUCACAUGGAUCCAAAAGUAAAUGGCGAAUUUGCUGAGUGGUUGAACAUGAGAUGA
Molecule: messenger RNA, 1713 nt
Organism: Cylindrotheca closterium
Lineage: Eukaryota; Bacillariophyta; Bacillariophyceae; Bacillariales; Bacillariaceae
Source: the annotation of a GenBank genome assembly